Messenger RNA from Dendronephthya gigantea, 2554 nucleotides. RefSeq lists its product as uncharacterized. Lineage: Eukaryota; Metazoa; Cnidaria; Anthozoa; Malacalcyonacea; Nephtheidae. The transcript has 8 exons. The record is from RefSeq and is a predicted model, not a curated record. The coding region runs from base 129 to 2402 and encodes 757 amino acids.
AUAGAAUAUUGAUAUAAUUUAAAUAUUGUAUAAAAAGUCAUUUAUUGUGUCUAAAUUACGACUGUUUUCAGCGAUAUUUCGAUGCAUUUUAAAGACUAUAAACCGAAAUUCCUAUUGGUUUGUCUGGUAUGAGUCUAUACCAGUUUUUUCCGAUGAAGAAGCGAAAGGUUUGCAAGACACCGAAUGGACGGACCAGGCGACUUGCUUCGACCCUCGGGAAAUUUAAAAGAUCUUCGGAUGGUACAGCGCCUGGUGCUGGAGGCAAUGGCAUUGAAAUACUCUGGGACAAUAAUUCACCAAGCCCCACAACAACAAUUGCUUUAGCUGGAAAACGCAGAAGACAGAACCCAAUACGCCAUGAAGAAGCUGUCAUGACCGAUGUGUCGUUUGUUGUUCAAAAACUCAGUGAGAAUACCUCACCAGUUUCAAACCAUGCUGGUCACUCAGGCUUGCUGGAAAUGUGGACAGAUAAAGCUGAACAUAAGAUUGUUGGUCAUAUCUGUGAAGACGACUUUUCAUCACCGCCAUUUCGACAAACAAAAUACGAAGACAACACCGCAAGCCCACAGUCAACACCUUUGAUUCAGAGGAGAACAACCAGGCGUCAAAGUCGUAAAGCGACGCGACAGUUCAUGUUGGAGAUACGAAAACUAGUUGAAGAGAUUCAGAAAAGCGAUCUUAGCUGCAGCAGCCAAAGUCAGAAAGAAAUUCAGGGAAAGAUUUCUGAAGAUCGUAGCCGGAUGAAAAGAAUGAAGAGAAACGAAGAAUCUUCGUCUAGUGUGACACAAGUUAAACAACAUGCAUCAACGAAUGGAGGAGAGCAAGAUUGCAAGACCAACGUCACAUGUGCUGCCGAAGCAAGCGCGGCUAUUUCCGAUUGUCUUUUGGAGGACAGUUUUGAAUGGACGGAGGAUGACAUGGACGAGCUUAUCCUCACAUGUCAACUUAGUAGUUCUGGUAAGGGAUCCCUAACUAUCCCCGAGGCCAGUAAACCGCGUUUUGGGGCCAGUCCCUCGCAAGUUUCCUUCGUGCCCGAGACGCAAUUUACGCAAAUUCGUUCUCGCACAGCUCACACAGAGACGCAAAAGCGGACGGAUGCGUCGAGUCAUGAGCCUCAAUGCACGCAGAUACUGUUCCCGGAGGGGGAGGACGGUAAUAUUGACGAGGGUGGUGACGGAGCAUUGAAUACUAGUGAGGUUAGGCAGUUUGAGCAUGCGCAGCAAAUACCAGAACAAGAAGACACUGACCAAUGGGAUUUUGACGACGACGAUUCGUUACUCGCAACAGCUAUGCAUGAAUUUGAAUUGUCGCAAAAAGCGGUAUCCAAGCAAAAAUAUGAUCAAAAUGAUACAAACAACAAGCAUGGCGGCUCUAGGAUCGGGGGAUCUGCGCAGAAGAGCGACGAUGACUUUGUUACAAGUAAUUUGACUAACCAUUUCAACCUUACUGAAAGAAGGUUAGACAAGUCCCUAGAGGAGAGAACGAAUAGUUCCACUUCCAAAGAACCAGUGAAGAAUAGUUUAUCAACAACUAGAACUUCAAGUCGCUCGACUAUAAACUCCAAGGUUGAUACAAAGCAACAAAAGAUUUCAACGCCUACGACAAGCCACUCGAUUACGGGGAGGACGAAUGAUUUCAACGUGAAGCAGUUGAACAAGAUCGCUGUGAAACGAUCCGGGUCGAAUAAUUUGCUUGGGAAAAGAAAUUGUGCACAGAUCGCUAAGGACGCUAGCAAUAGUGGGACGAGCGUCCUCGAGAAACCAUUCAACAAAAUGAUGCCUCAAACGAACUCAACAAACAUGCUUGGGAAAGGUUUUUGUGCUAAGCAAAUCAAUGAAAGGAAUAAGACUAAGGAUGUUUCAUCUGGUAGCAUGACUACACCCCGGGGUCGAGGCGGAUCAUUGCCCAACCUUACACAGAGAAACGGAAAUCGUCAUCCACGUGACAACUUGACGGGCGACUUGGAAUGUCCGAAAGGCAAGCUAACCAGACAAACAACAACAAAUAACAACAGCACGAGGGGCUUCGUGACGAAACCGGAAAGCAAGUCGAGUUUGGUGCCGCAAAGUAAACUCCAAAACUCGAGUGAAACGCAGCCAAACGAAAACCAGGAGAACGAGUUUGACUUCUUAAUGAGUGAGGAUGAUUUUACUGCACUGCUGGAUGAUUUCAACUUUGACGACGUUUUAGCAAAGACGGCGGCAAAUCAGGGGUCAGCAAAAGCGACGAACAAUUCCAUCAGAUCAUUCACUAACAGCUCAGCACGUGCACCAUCAUUGCCUGCCACCAGCGAGGGGAAGGUGAAAUAUUCACAAGCUGAAAUCGAACGCAAACGAAAAGAAGCUCAACGAAGACGUAUGGCUAAGGCCAAACAGAAAAGUUCAACACAUACAAUUAAGUAAUAUCAAAGUCUCCAAGAGAAUCUGUAAAUACAAACUAAACGAUCAUGUUCUUGUUUGUUUGUAAAUAGAAAAAAUAUAUGUUUGUACAUAAAUGUACGAAGCAACUCUAAUCCUGAUUUAUCAUAGGCCUUAAUUUGAACUAGUACCAAAUU